CAAAAACACAGCCUAUCCCAAUUCUCACACAAGGUCUUUCGCUCUAAACUGCUUCUCUCCCCAGUCUUUCAUUCUUUCUCCGACUGAUCCCUCUCAACUCCGAUCCCUCCAUCUCCGAAACCAGUGAAGCUCUCACCGUCGAGCUCGGAUCGCCAUGCCUCCUGUUGGCCCCCGAUCCGGCGAUGCAAUCUUCGCCAACAUCGAGCGCGUGAAUGCGGAGCUAUUUACGUUGACCUAUGGCGCCGUUGUGCGGCAGCUGCUCACUGAUCUCGAGGAGGUUGAGGAGGUUAACAAGCAGCUUGAUCAGAUGGGAUAUAACAUUGGGAUUCGGCUGAUCGAUGAGUUUCUAGCAAAGUCUAAUCUCUCCAGGUGCGUCGACUUCAAAGAGACUGCUGAAGUGAUUGCAAAGAUUGGCUUCAAAAUGUUCUUGGGGGUCACAGCAUCUGUUACAAAUUGGGAUACUGAUGGAACAUGCUGCAGUAUUGUUCUGGAAGACAAUCCUCUGGUUGACUUUGUUGAGCUUCCAGAUACUUGUCAAGGAUUGUACUAUUGCAACAUCUUAAGUGGAGUUGUAAGAGGUGCCUUAGAAAUGGUAUCAAUGAAAACUGAAAUCACCUGGAUCCGGGAUAUGCUUAGAGGUGAUGAUGCAUUUGAGUUGCAAGUUAAACUCCUGAAGCAAGUUCCAGAGGAGUACCCCUACAAAGAUGACGAGUAAAUCAUGUCAUAUGUACACUGUUGUGAUCUUUCACCCUCUUAAUUCCCUGAAUUGUUACAGCUUUUCCCUCUUUUUCGUACACAUUUGUGCUCGACGUUAGAUAGAUAACUUAAUUUUGUUAGUCACUACACCUUCCAUUUAUCCAUUCUGAGCCUUUCCUUCU
Messenger RNA from Argentina anserina (silverweed cinquefoil), 878 nucleotides. RefSeq lists its product as uncharacterized. Lineage: Eukaryota; Viridiplantae; Streptophyta; Magnoliopsida; Rosales; Rosaceae. The record is from RefSeq and is a predicted model, not a curated record. Gene Ontology annotation, cellular component: TRAPP complex; cis-Golgi network membrane; cytosol. Gene Ontology annotation, biological process: intra-Golgi vesicle-mediated transport; endoplasmic reticulum to Golgi vesicle-mediated transport. The coding region runs from base 155 to 715 and encodes 186 amino acids. The transcript has 6 exons.